Molecule: messenger RNA, 1284 nt
Organism: Peniophora sp. CBMAI 1063
Lineage: Eukaryota; Fungi; Basidiomycota; Agaricomycetes; Russulales; Peniophoraceae
Source: the annotation of a GenBank genome assembly
AUGACAGCAGACCUAGCUUCCAUGCACGACCCCAAUAGCGCCGCCUACAAAAAGGCUCGUCGGAAGUACAAUAAGUCGACAAAGGCUCGCCCCGAUACUGCUGAUCUCGAAUGGACACCGUUCCGCGCGGCGGAGAAGAGGUUCAAGGCGCGGUUUCCGCCGCCAGAUCUCAGGGAAGAUGUCAUAGAUCUGGCUCUGCUCGAGGACGAAGGCGAGGGAGAGAGGAGGGAAGAAAUCGAGGCUGGAUGGUGGAGGGGCCGGCUACCACACGAGGAAGAGGUCGUAGAGGUCGGCUUGGAGGGCAGGAGAGGGUACGCGUUUCCGUCGAUUCCUGGGCUGGUUCUCCUUCCGAACUUUAUCUCCAAACGGCAGCAGAGAGACCUGAUACGCUGGGCCCUACGCGAUCAUGCCCGUCCACCAAACGUCACCAAUCUCGACACGCACUACGAUAUGCCUGAGUUCGGCCUCUGGAAUACGUCUGUUUACUCUCCGGAUGAAGUCGUGCGGCCUCUUGCUGCGACUUCAACCUCAUCAUCGACCGAAUCAUCAGGCCCACGCCCGCUAAUUUCCAAUACACCCGCUUCACCCGGUACUCUCUCCGAACUCAUCGCUGUACCCAAACCUCCCCCUCCACCAAGCUCUAGUGUACCGGCUCUCCCGGCAUCUUCGCUACUCUACAAGCUCCGCUGGGCGAACAUUGGAUGGUUCUACCACUGGACGUCGAAGAUGUACGAUUUCAGCAAGGGGAAGGUGGAGGUUGAUGAGCGCGUACGCGCACUAUGCAAGAGUGCGGUGGGUUCUGUCAAGUGGAACAACGUAUUCGGUGAUGAUGAGGAGGGCGACCAAUGGGACGGCGGGAAAGCAGAUUGGGAUAUGUGGGAUGAGACGUACGAGCCCGACGCCGGCAUCGUAAACUACUACCAAGAGAAAGACACCCUCAUGGGCCACGUCGACCGAUCCGAAGUUUGCGCCACAUCACCGCUCGUAUCGGUCUCCUUGGGAAACGCGGCCGUCUUUCUCAUCGGCGGGCAAACACGCGAUGUCAAACCUACACCGAUCCUGCUGAGGAGUGGAGAUGUGGUUAUCAUGAGCGGUCCUCGGUGUCGGCGAGCGUAUCAUGGUGUACCCAGAAUUUUGGAAGGCACAUUGCCUAAACAUCUGAGUGAGGGCUCUCAGGACGAAGAUGUUGACUGGGCGCCGUAUGCCAAGUAUAUGCGCACGACGCGCAUCAACAUCAACGUGCGCCAGGUGUUCCCGAAGGGUUUUGUACCUCCAGUGUCAUGA